AUGAAUCCCGCCGCGCCGCUCGCCUCGCUGGCGCCAGUUCCCAUGUCCUCGCCGUCCUAUCCUCCGACCUCGGAGCCUCCGCCGAUGCGGAUCCCCGACCGUCCCGCAAGCACGGGAACGCAGUGGACAUCCACGGUGCAGGCGGCGGGUCCGAUUGACAUUCGCAACGUCCGAGCCAGCUGUCUCUUCGGCCUCCGCGAAUACGUCACCCUCCAGCGCAAGCGGCAGCACGUCGACGGCAGCACGUCGGCCAUGGAGCUCGAGUCCCGCAUCAGGGGUCAGGCCAACCUUGUCGCGGGGGACCUGAGGACGCUGCAGUCCGAGAUUCGCGGCCUGGCCAAGGCAGCCGAGGACCAGCGCUGGCGACGAUGGCUUCUCGGGGGCGUCAUUGCCGCCUUUAUUCCUGCUGUGCGCAGCAUCUUCCGCCGCGGCUUCGACGAGCAGUCGCACGCAUCGGCCAACGACACCGAGUACGCGUUCCACAGAUCAAAGGGCCUGAUGGCACGCAUCCGAGACGGCAUCCUGGGCAGCGGGAAGCUGGCCAAGGUGGCCUUUUUCGUCUUCGCCGUGCUCUACGUCUUCCAGAACGAGGUGACGCUGAGGGCGGCGCGGACGACGCAGAGGAGGCUCAGGAGGCUGUGCGAGCGCAUCGAGCGCGGCGACGCAGACAUGGACGACAAAGAUAUCGCCGUGCUCGAGGGAUGGCGAUGGAGGAUUCUUUUCUGGUAG
Molecule: messenger RNA, 729 nt
Organism: Hirsutella rhossiliensis
Lineage: Eukaryota; Fungi; Ascomycota; Sordariomycetes; Hypocreales; Ophiocordycipitaceae
Exons: 2
Coding region: 1-729 (242 amino acids)
Source: RefSeq, a predicted model, not a curated record